AGCCUACUUAAAUGUUGAGAAGUCAUGGGAGCAGGUCCACGAAGCCAGGAGAACCAAGGAAAGGCUUCUGCCUCCGAGGUUACCUGACUGGUGUCUUUUUCUGGGGUGAUCUUCUGACUGGACAAGAACUAUGUCAUGGAUCAAGGAAGGAGAGCUGUCACUCUGGGAGCGGUUCUGUGCCAACAUCAUAAAGGCAGGUCCAAUGCCCAAACACAUUGCAUUCAUUAUGGAUGGAAACCGUCGCUAUGCCAAGAAGUGCCAGGUGGAACGGCAGGAGGGCCAUUCAAAGGGCUUCAACAAGCUGGCUGAGACUCUGCGCUGGUGUUUGAACCUGGGCAUCCUAGAGGUGACGGUCUAUGCAUUCAGCAUUGAGAACUUCAAGCGCUCCAAGAGUGAAGUAGAUGGGUUAAUGGAUCUGGCCCGCCAGAAGUUCAGCCGCUUGAUGGAAGAAAAGGAGAAACUGCAGAGGCAUGGCGUAUGCAUCCGGGUUCUGGGCGAUCUGCAUUUACUGCCCUUGGAUCUCCAGGAGCUGAUUGCACAAGCUGUACAGGCCACUAAGAACUACAACAGGUGUUUCUUGAAUGUCUGCUUUGCAUAUACAUCCCGCCAUGAGAUCAGUAAUGCAGUGAGAGAGAUGGCCUGGGGAGUGGAGCAAGGCCUGCUGGAUCCCAGUGAUAUCUCUGAGUCUCUUCUCGAUAAGUGCCUCUAUACUAACCACUCUCCUCAUCCCGACAUCUUGAUACGGACUUCUGGGGAAGUGCGGCUGAGUGACUUCUUGCUCUGGCAGACCUCCCACUCCUGCUUGGUGUUUCAACCUGUUCUGUGGCCGGAGUACACAUUUUGGAACCUCUUUGAGGCCAUCCUGCAGUAUCAGAUGAACCAUAGUAUGCUUCAGCAGAAGGCCCGAGACAUGUAUGCAGAGGAGCGGAAGAGACAGCAGCUGGAGAGGGACCAGGCUGCAGUGACAGAGCAGCUGCUGCAAGAGGGGCUCCAGGCCAGUGGGGACGCCCAACUCCGACGGACACGCUUGCACAAACUCUCAGCCAGACGGGAAGAGCGAGUCCAAGGCUUCCUGCAGGCCUUGGAACUCAAGCGAGCUGACUGGCUGGCACGUCUGGGCACUGCUUCAGCCUGAGUAAAGCUGGCCACCUGCCACUUUGCCCUGCCCUCUGCCUCCAGCGCCCCAUUCCUGUUUCUUUUCUUGGUGAAAGGCAUCUCCCUCCUGA
Messenger RNA from Carlito syrichta (Philippine tarsier), 1226 nucleotides. RefSeq names its product dehydrodolichyl diphosphate synthase subunit (gene DHDDS). The transcript has 9 exons. The record is from RefSeq and is a predicted model, not a curated record. NCBI's taxonomy places the organism in Eukaryota, Metazoa, Chordata, Mammalia, Primates, Tarsiidae. Gene Ontology annotation, cellular component: endoplasmic reticulum; dehydrodolichyl diphosphate synthase complex. Bases 131 to 1135 code for a protein of 334 amino acids. Gene Ontology annotation, molecular function: ditrans,polycis-polyprenyl diphosphate synthase [(2E,6E)-farnesyl diphosphate specific] activity. Gene Ontology annotation, biological process: polyprenol biosynthetic process.